This is a messenger RNA of Musa acuminata AAA Group (dessert banana), 4670 nucleotides long. Its product is annotated as cytokinin dehydrogenase 3-like. The record is from RefSeq and is a predicted model, not a curated record. NCBI's taxonomy places the organism in Eukaryota, Viridiplantae, Streptophyta, Magnoliopsida, Zingiberales, Musaceae. Gene Ontology annotation, biological process: cytokinin metabolic process. The transcript has 9 exons. Gene Ontology annotation, molecular function: FAD binding; cytokinin dehydrogenase activity. Bases 2926 to 4497 code for a protein of 523 amino acids.
AGCUCUGCUCUUCUUCAGACAUGGUGAAGUUAACUUGAUCAUGAUGGUAUCAGAGCGGUUGCUGUUUGCCUUUUCUCCCAUCCUAAAUUUCCUGUCGUUGACACAAUGCACAACUCCAUGUCAUCGGCAGAAUGCACCUUCCUCCUCUACGGUUUGCACCGGUGAGGAGUUUCUAACAAGAUCAUCCCAAACAGGGGGACUAUCAGUGGAAAUUUCUCAUCGAACAGUGUAGAAAUUUCCAUUAUUUGUCGUGCCCGAGGAUGUUGAUAAGAUGUUGACACAUGACAAGGUUUCUCAUCCUCGAGGUCUGACUCCAGGAACGGUCUCAGGCUCCCAGCUCUGCAAGUUGCCACUGCCACCUUCUUUGCACUGAUGGUGUACAAGAUAAGCAUGGCACGAGAGGAACAGGGAGAUCGGCUGUGGGGUUUGCCUGCAAGUUGCCAUGUUCAUUGUCCCGUGAACAGUGCACAGGUUUGGCCGGCGAGAUCAACUGUUCAUGCCGAGGGAGUUGGGAACUUGAGGCCACACACAUCGGCACAUGAACAAGAACAGGGCACAUGUGAUGGCUAGAUUUAGCAGGAGGACUACUGACAGGUCCAAGUUGGGAAUGUCCACAGUGCAUGACCCUUCCACGGUUUACUCGCUCCUAAGGUCUGGAUGGGUUCAUAUCAAGGAGUAGGUUUGCUAUCGAGCUCGUGAUAAGAAAAGGCCUCACAAGUAAGAGAGGAAAACAUGGGCUAUCUGGCCAACAAGAAUGGGUGCAGAAGAGAGAUAAUAUAUAAAAGAAAAGAUGUCGGAGGAGAUCAAGGACGAUAUGAGACAACAUGCUAACAAGUUGGGGAGGGUCUUUCCACUGUCGCUGGUGGAGCUCAUGCAGACUUACUCCUCACUCGCAGUGGAACAUUCCUUAAAGAGAGAAAACAAAAGCAUGGAGGACUGUUUCAGUGCUCAAAGAAACUUUUGGCUGCCGUGCUCUUCUCUGUGCUCGAAGGAUUUGAAUGAUGGCUCCCAAGUGUUGCUUCUGCUUCUCCUUGUAAAAUCUCAGUUUAGUAUCAGGAAAGAGCCAUCCAGCUCAGUAAUUUGCCCCACUUCAAGCAAUAUUGAGAGAAGGGAAAUAGAUAGAGAUGACAUGAGGACUUACAAAAUGGAAAGAAGAAAUCAAUUUGCUAUGAGAAAGAAACAGAGGAUGAGAAAGUGGGAGCUGAAGAGCUCUCUGCAUGAUGCGAAGCUAAUGCAGUAUUUCCCUCCUUGUGCACACCAAGAGGAAAAGACACGCUAAAGUUUGGUUUAGCUCGAUCUUGGUCAUAGCAUCACAUAGUUAAUUAGAUCAUUAACAUCUCCAAUGGCUGGUGAAAGCAAGUAGGAUGAGGACCACCAGUUGAGUGGCCAUUCACGGUUAGCUAUUAGAAGCCUCAAUCUCUUUGGGCCCAGUGAAGGUCUCCAUCCUCCCAACUUUUGAGUGGUUCCAAAAGCUGAAGCGACUGUGAAAAGUAUAUGACUGCUCUUUCUACUAUGACAGUGGGGAUAUCCAAGUAAUUUUGGCACUUUCAAGGAGAGAGGAUCAUAAUAUCCAAUUCAUUCUUUUAGGAGGCAAGCAAUCCUGGUUUGACGUUAGAACAUAAGGUGGAGUCUUCUUCUCCUAGACAGAAAUUAGGAGGAAUAUACUUCAAGCAAGCUAUGGUUGAGCACCAGCCAAUUGAAUCCUGCUGCAGAGAAGAGACAAGCUUCUUUACUUGUGAAAAGGGAUUCUUUAUCUCAUGGCUGCUGCAUGUGGAGGGACGCAGCAUAGAAGAACACAAGAAAAGGAAUGGCCACGAAACUUUUGAGCCUGGAGAUCAUGGAAAAGCUACAGUAGAGCGGGCAGGGUGGAGCUGAACCGUGGAGUCGUCCCACAAAAAAGGUGGCUGGUGGCGUUUGCCAUUUGCGCAGGGCUCACGGAUUGCACCACGCGAUCUAUGGGCACUGCCGUCCUUGGGGUGUGUGGUGCACCGCCGAUCAUCAUCAUUGGCUCUGAGGACAUCGCCACAGCUCUCCACCAUACUCCACUGCAAAAGAUUUGAUUCCUGGUCCUCUCCUUCCUGCCUCCUUCACUGGGCAAAUCCAAGCCACCCGAGCAAGGACUUUGGUCAGCCGGAGUAACAAGUGGAGUCGCAGUUUCAGGGGGCCACCAACAAUCUCAUCAGUGACACCACAUUCCCUCACAUUGGAUGAUCAUGCGGGUGGCUCCUCCAUCUCCAUCAGUGAUAUCUGAUCUGUGUGAUUUAUUUAGAUCAUGAACACAAAAGAAGGAUCGAGCACAAGAUAAGAUUGAUAGUGGAACAGGAGAGAGGCUGCGUGUCCAACCCCGCAGUAAGAUUUCCUCACAUCAGCAGGAGCCUGUUGAUGAAGGCCACUUGUCUGUGUGCAAGCUAGAGAGAGGAAGGUGAGAUGAGACUCACAUGCAACCUGUUCUGUCAGGACUUGGGUCCCAUUAGAUUCGCAGCCAGGACCUACAGUUGUCCUGCCCCCACAGCCUUCCUAUAAAUGUAGCUUAUGCCCUCAUGGAAAGAGUGGUGAGUGAUGUAUCCUUCUGCCCUUGUCAUCACCACCAGGAGACUUCUGUUCCUAUCUGCUUUUCCAGCUCCCUUAUAGAGAGGGCGUGUUCCAUCUCGAUCCCUUCAUUGUACCGGUCCCUCGCAUAAGAGCUUGUCCAGCGGAGGACUUUGAUCAGCCAUGCAGGUAAAGAGAUCACAUGGGUUGAUCUUGGUGAAAUCCAGUCAAGAAAACACUGUUAUCAGUUCCUUUGUUUUAUUGGAUCUGAUCCUAUUCAAAUUCCAUUUUGUUUGGUCAUUUACUAGCUUCAUAUUCACUGUGGGUUCAAUUUUUUCUUCUCAUGUUCCCUCUCUGAACUAGAAGAAAUUGAAAGAAUAUUAAGUUCUUCCCUCUAUGGACUUUGCUCUGUUCUGUACCAGAGUCAAUAUCCUGUUUCUUCUUAUAGCUCUCUGUUCACCAUGCAAGUUCAUCCAGAGCCCCAUGGACUUUGGCCCCUUGAACUUCCACCAGACCACAGACACCUCGUCUUUGGACUUCGGGAGGAUCGUGUUCGACUCCCCUUCCGCCGUCCUUCGACCCCAAUCCCCAAAAGAGAUCUCACUCCUCCUCGGCUUUCUCUCUGCUUCAUCCUUCAGUAAAGUCACAGUUGCAGCAAGAGGAGCAGGCCACUCCAUCGAUGGCCAAGCUCAGGCCCUCGACGGCAUUGUCAUCGAGAUGGACUCCCUGCCCUCCGCCAUUAGCAUCCACCGUGGCCGAGAGUCCGGUUCCUCUUACGCUGAUGUCAGUGGUGGAGCUCUUUGGAUCGAGCUGCUACGUGAGAGCUUGAGGUUUGGGCUGGCUCCAAGGUCUUGGACCGAUUACCUCUACCUCAGCGUCGGUGGGACUCUCUCUAAUGGCGGCAUCAGUGGCCAGACCUUCAAGCACGGACCUCAGAUCAGCAAUGUCUUGCAGCUCGAUGUGGUGACAGGUAAAGGAGAGCAAGUAACAUGCUCGCCCACUGAAAGCUCGGAGCUGUUCUUUGCGGCUCUGGGUGGGUUGGGCCAGUUCGGCAUCAUAACGAGAGCAAGGAUCCUGCUCCAGGAUGCUCCUCCGAAGGUGAAGUGGGUCAGAGCCUUUUAUGACGACUUCGAGACCUUCACCGAGGACCAAGAACUGUUGGUUGCAAUGCCAGAUGCAGUGGACUAUGUCGAGGGAUUCAUCCUCCUAAACGAGCAGUCCCUCCACAGCUCAUCCGUCGCCUUUCCAUCUCAUCUGGAGUUCACCCCGGAGUUCGACAGCAACGGCAGCAACUACAGAGUGUACCACUGCAUCGAGUUUGCCAUCCAUGACUACCAAGUCGAGAGCACAGAUGUGGAGCGAGUCGUGACCGAGAUUUCGAGGAAGAUGAGCCAUAUACCUUCGCAUUUCUACAGUGUGGAAGUCUCCUACUUCGAUUUCCUCAACAGGGUCAGGAUGGAGGAGGUCAGCCUCAGGAGCAGAGGGCUGUGGGAGGUGGCUCACCCAUGGCUCAACAUGUUUGUGCCCAAGUCUGGGAUCAGAGAGUUCAAAGACUUGCUGCUGGAUAACAUCUCACCGACUGACUUCGAAGGCCUUGUUCUCAUUUACCCACUUCUAAGAGACAAGUGGGACGCGAACAGCUCGGCUGUGCUGCCUGACGGGGGAGGCAGAGCGGAGGAGCAGGUGAUGUACAUCGUCGGAGUGCUCCGGUCAGCCAACCCGGCCACCUGCGCAGCCCAGUGCCUCCGAGACCUCCUCCGCCGCCGCCGUCGCGUGGCAAAGGUCGCCACGGACCCCCGAAUCGGAGCGAAGCAGUACCUGGCGCGCCACCCCUCCCAGAGCCAAUGGCAGGAUCACUUCGGCCGGCACUGGGACCGGUUUGUGGCCCGCAAGGCGCAGUUCGAUCCCCUCAGCAUCCUCGCCCCCGGCCAAGGCAUAUUUCCCCGGACAUAUGCCUCUUCCUCGUAGUACCACCACAUCGAUCUCUCUACAGCACUUUCGCAUCAAAUCCACUGCAUGCACGACCGUACCAUUCCAUGAUUCUGCCUUUCAUGUUCUUUCUUUCAUGAUAUGUUAAAGAGGGGGAUGAUUUCGGAACGUAGCACAGCGAUUUGAGCGCAAGUUGGAUUUUAGUUUAUGAA